Molecule: messenger RNA, 1152 nt
Organism: Malaya genurostris
Lineage: Eukaryota; Metazoa; Arthropoda; Insecta; Diptera; Culicidae
Product: glyoxylate reductase/hydroxypyruvate reductase
Exons: 3
Coding region: 13-1119 (368 amino acids)
Cellular component (GO): cytosol
Molecular function (GO): hydroxypyruvate reductase (NADH) activity; NAD binding; glyoxylate reductase (NADPH) activity
Source: RefSeq, a predicted model, not a curated record
ACUUAGCAUAGAAUGAAUGCUUUCUUCCGCUCACGUAUUCUACGGACAGUUUCCAACGUAAUUGUCUACGGCAGUGCCUAUUCGGCAGGUCAAUCUGCGGUAAGAGCUUUUCAGCCAUUGUUCACCGUUACUCAAGGGUACUGCUAUUUCAACAUGAAGCCCAGAGUUUACGUCACCAGGAACGAUUAUGCCCGAAUCGGGAUAGAUCUGCUGAAAGAGGAAUGUGAUCUAUCGAUAUGGGACGAAGGAUAUCCUGUUCCGCGGGACGAGUUCUUGAAAAAUGUUGCUGGCAAGGACGCCAUUUUUUGUUCGCUGAAUGACCGAAUAGAUAAAGAAAUACUAGACCAAGCUGGACCAAGUCUUAAAGUUGUAGCUACCAUCUCCGUUGGCUUUGAUCACAUCGACAUAAAGGAAUGUCGCGACCGUGGUAUACUUGUAGGAUACACUCCAGAUGUGUUGACGGAUUCAACGGCAGAACUUACAGUAGCCCUGUUGUUGGCAACUUGCAGACGAAUAUUAGAGGCUAACAAAGAAGUUCACAAUGGUGGUUGGAAAAGCUGGUCACCAAUGUGGAUGUGCGGUUAUAGCAUAAAAAACGCGACAAUCGGCAUAGUUGGUUUUGGAAGAAUUGGUCAAGAAGUUACGAAGCGAAUAAUCCCCUUCAAACCAUCACGAAUUCAGUUCACUAGUAGAUCGGAUAAAUGCUUGACGGCUGAUGACUUGAACGUAAGUCAAGUUCCCUUUGAUGAACUUGUCGAGACAAGUGAUGUUGUAAUAAUUACAUGCUCGUAUAAUGCGACAACCGCUAAUCUGUUCAACGAUUCGGUUUUUUCAAGAAUGAAACCUUCUGCCAUCCUAAUAAAUACUAGUCGUGGUGGAAUAGUCGAACAGCACGAUUUAAUUCACGCAUUAAAAGCGGGAAAAAUUAGAGCUGCUGGAUUGGAUGUGACUACUCCAGAACCGUUGCCGUUGGACAGCCCAUUACUUCAGUUGAGUAACGUUGUUGUUCUUCCUCAUAUAGGAAGCGCUGAUGUAGAAACUCGCACGGAAAUGUCUCGUAUAACUGCGUGUAACAUUCUCGCAGGGUUAAAGGGUGUUAAAAUGAUUUCGGAAGUUUAGUUUGUAGACUAUCGAAUAAUAUUGUAUAAAUUA